UCUCUCUACAUUUCGAGGAAGAGGAAAAGGGAGAGACUUUGGUUGAGCUCCCCUGAGCUGCUUCGAUCUCUCUCUCUCUCUCUCUUCCGCCCUGCAAAUCCUCGAGCGAAGUUCCCGCAUACUGCAAAGGCUGCGCAGGAUUGGCUGUGUUGAGAUUCGUUUGGGUUCUUGGAUUCGGGUACCCGGAGCAUCUAGGAAUGGCAAACCGGAUCAAGGAAGACGAGAGAAAUGAGCGAAUUAUACGUGGUCUUCUCAAGCUCCCCGAGAAUAAGAGAUGUAUUAAUUGCAACAGCCUGGGACCACAGUAUGUUUGCACCAGUUUCUGUACAUUCGUGUGCACAACAUGUGGUGGAAUACACCGGGAGUUCACACAUCGUGUAAAGUCUAUAUCAAUGGCUAAAUUCACCUCACAAGAAGUUAGUGCCCUCCAAGGAGGUGGAAAUCAGCGUGCGAAGGAAAUCUAUCUCAAGGAAUGGGAUGCACAGCGUAAUUCUCUGCCUGAUGGCAGUAAUGUUGACAGGCUGCGAGAUUUUAUUAAGCAUGUCUACGUGGACAAAAGAUACUCAGGUGAUAGGAGCUAUGAUAGACCUCCAAGGGCAAAGAGUGACAAAGAAGACUCAUACCAAGGAGGUUCUCGAAGUCCUCCAUACGAGGAGACGUAUGAUCGGCGAUACAGCGAUAGGUCAAGCUCCGGUGGAAGAAGUCCAGCAUACGAUCAAGAAAGCAGACAGUAUAGUGAUUACAAGAGAAGUCCUUCUCGUCCAGAUGUAAUCAAUGAUUGGCGUCGAGAGGACAGAUUUGGAAAUGGAAAGAAAUUGGAUGAUCACCGAACUUCUGAUGGAGAAUCAAAGAUAGGAGGAUCACCUGAGCGACCAAAAGAUCUAGAUACAUCUAGUCCACCUAUAGUGCGACCAGUUAGGGAAAUACUGGGAGAUAAUGUUUUGCCUCUUCGGAUAGCAGAACCUCCAAAAGCCAAUGGUACCAGGGCCACUGAUGGCUUGGUGCAGACACAGAGGACUGCAUCUUCCAGUAGCUUGGGUUCAACAAACGGGAAUGUAGCAGAAGUUAAACCCGAGAAAGCAGUUAGCUUAAUUGAUUUUGAUGCCGAUCCUGAACCUCCUACUACAGCCUCCACACAGCCACAUCCACCUACCAUGAGUCAAGCCGCCAUUUCUCCACCGAUGACUUCUACUAGUCACGAUAAUUGGGCCUCUUUUGAUGCCGCACCUGCAACAAUAGUAUCACAGCCUCCCUACACAAGUCCCCUGGAUUCUGUCAUAUUUCAGUUGACGACUCCAGCUCCUGCACCUGGUCAACAAUCAGGGGGCCCUGGGUUAGGCGGGGCAUUUGUUGCACCUGGAGGCAGCUCAGCAGUGUUACCGAUGGUUGGUAAUUCAAUCGCUGCACCUGUAGGUAACACUCCUGGGUUGCCCUUGACUGCAGGUGCUUCCACAGUCGCGCCAGCGGGUGGCUUGUCAACAUUUUCUCAAGGAGGUGCUUCAGUCAUUGCCCCAGGAUUGGUAUCAACUUCUGCUGUAAGUGGUGGCCCUGCUUUCAGUACUCCACCUCAGCAACCUAAUCUAUUCCCAGCAGCUGGUAUGCAGACUGCUCAACCAUCUUCAAUGCACAUUCAUGGAGCAUCUACCAAUCAGUCCUGGAAUGCGUCACCUCCUGCAAAUAUGCAAGGACCUUUUAGCAUGGUUUCGUCUCAAGCACUUCAUGCACCAAAACCUCCUGAACAGGUCGCUCCUGGUGUGACUUCACAAAAUGUCUCUGCUGAAAUAAAAUCAAGUUCAAGAAAAGAGUUGCCUGCGGAUCUUUUUGCUGCAACUUAUCCAUCCUUUCCAGCACCAGUUAUGGGGUGGCAAACUGGUCCCCCUUUUGGAAUGGGAUAUAUGCAAUAUAACACUGUCAUGACAAUGCAAGCUUUGCCUCAGCAAUCAAAAUCAGUGAACCCAUUUGAUACAAGUGAACCUUCUCAAGUUCAGACUCCAGUGUUUCCCUCCAUGGCAUCCUUGCAGGGUGCUUUACCAAAUGUCCCACCCUCUUCCAGCCUCAUGCAUGCUUCCAGUCUUGGUACUCCCACGCAAUCGUGGAUAGCCCCUCAGGGCACUUAUGCAUCAGCAGCAUCUCUGCAGCCACAACCUCUCGCAUCAGCAUUGCCGCCAAGUGCCUACGUGGGACAGCAAAUGCAUGGUAACAUGCAUCCUCCCAGGUAUCAAGGACUAGGGGGAUUUGGCAUGGAGGGGGCUUCCUAUGGCGCCUUGAAUAUGAAUCAGUUAGGAACUGCUGGUUUUCAGGCCCCCCGUGCACCGAAUUCUUCGGCACCAGUCGGAGGGAACCCGUUUGGCUAGAUUGCAAAGAGCAAAGCUCUCUGACAUCACUUGGGCAUCUCCUUGUUGCUCCUCUUCAUCUUGUCCCGUCGAAAGUUUUGGUUUCUUAUUUUAAUAGAGGCAGCUAGAGAGAGAUUCAUUUGCAUCCAUUAUUUUGGGGCAGCCGUCAACACGUUGGAUUAGUAGAUAAAAAAAUCACUGGAACUCCAGCCGAAAUCACAUGGGCUCAAGACGUCUCCUCCUUGAUCCAAGUUUUAUCUCUUUUUUAUGCAGCAAAGGUGUUAAUUCUGUUUGUAGAUUCUCAUUAGGCAUUUGAUGGUCCAACUCGAUUGUUUCUGUUGUAAAAUUCCUUCUUUUUUGUUUUAGUUUCGAGAUUGUUGCAUAAUGAUCACUACGUUCUGUCAGAUGACGUUCAUGAAACAAAGCUUGUAAUGAUGUAUUGUGGGGUGUGUAUAUGUUGAUAUUAUUGAAUGAUGAGUUUUGUAA
Messenger RNA from Syzygium oleosum, 2819 nucleotides. Its product is annotated as probable ADP-ribosylation factor GTPase-activating protein AGD14. The transcript is spliced from 15 exons. The coding region runs from base 198 to 2354 and encodes 718 amino acids. Gene Ontology annotation, molecular function: GTPase activator activity. The record is from RefSeq and is a predicted model, not a curated record. NCBI's taxonomy places the organism in Eukaryota, Viridiplantae, Streptophyta, Magnoliopsida, Myrtales, Myrtaceae.